Molecule: messenger RNA, 501 nt
Organism: Penicillium nucicola
Lineage: Eukaryota; Fungi; Ascomycota; Eurotiomycetes; Eurotiales; Aspergillaceae
Exons: 3
Coding region: 1-501 (166 amino acids)
Biological process (GO): carbohydrate metabolic process
Source: RefSeq, a predicted model, not a curated record
AUGGAGCAAGCAAUUUUAGCUGGGGAGGCAGGCUGCAUUUCAAUUUCGCCGUUUCUUCAUGAACUAAAAAUUCAAAUGGUUCCAGGGUAUUUAGACAAGAACCCCAUCUUUGACGUCUGCGUGAAAGCACAGAAAUUUUAUCGAGACAACAAUUUGCCCACUAGAGUCAAGGCUUGCGCGACAUUGGGGCUUGAUGAGCUACUCAUGCUUGCUGGAGUCGAUGCGUUGACUAUUAUGCCAGACGAUUUGAAGGCUUUGUCUGAAUGUGAAAGGGAUGAGACGGAGUUGAAUAAUAUCAAUCUAUUUGUUAACUCAGAAAAGACCCAGGAUUUGGUCAACUAUCCUUCCUUUAUCGAUUCAGAGAAGGACUACCGAGUGAGUUUUGCAUAUAGUGAUGAGGGACAAGCACAAUUCAAAACGGCGCAGGCGAUUGCCUUCUUCUGUGAAGUUCAAACCAAGGCAGAAUUUUUAAUCAAGAGUCAGGUUGAGCAUAUUAUCUGA